This is a messenger RNA of Ustilaginoidea virens, 1044 nucleotides long. RefSeq lists its product as uncharacterized. Gene Ontology annotation, cellular component: nucleus; transcription preinitiation complex. The transcript has a single exon. Lineage: Eukaryota; Fungi; Ascomycota; Sordariomycetes; Hypocreales; Clavicipitaceae. Gene Ontology annotation, biological process: transcription initiation at RNA polymerase II promoter; transcription preinitiation complex assembly. Gene Ontology annotation, molecular function: RNA polymerase II general transcription initiation factor activity; TBP-class protein binding. Bases 1 to 1044 code for a protein of 347 amino acids. The record is from RefSeq and is a predicted model, not a curated record.
AUGAUGCCUCCAGGCGGAGACGUGAGCGGCGGGGGUUAUCAGGAGGACUUGAACAACAUCCUGUGCUGCCCAGAUUGCAAAGAAGUGCCGCCCAACCUCGUGGAGGAGUUUUCCAGCGGGGACAUGGUCUGCCAGAGCUGCGGUGUCGUCGUGGGGACGCGCAUCAUCGACACCAGAUCGGAAUGGCGCACGUUUGCCAACGAUGACCACGGCGGCGACGACCCCAGCCGUGUCGGCGGACCGCAGGACGAGUUUGUGGAAGGCGAGCAGCUGGCCACUACGGUCGCCUUUUCCGAAUCCAAGGCACACAAGGCGCUCUCGCGCACGCAAAACAACGCCAACCAGGACAAGGCGCAGAAGGGCCUCAUGCAAGCGUACAAGGAGAUUGUCUCGCUCUGCGAGGCCAUCAACAUGGGGCAGAAUGUGUCCAAUGCGGCAAAGCACAUCUUCAAGCUUGUGGACAAGCACAAGUUCAUGAAGGGCAAGCCUCAGGAGGCCGUCAUUGCCGGGUGCAUCUUCAUCGCGUGUCGGCAAAACAACGUGCCGCGGACGUUUCGAGAAAUCUUCAACCUCACGAGCGUCAGCAAGAAGGAAGUCGGCCGGGUGUUUAAGCAGCUGCAGAAGUUUCUUCAGAAACUGCAGGAUACCGAGGGCGAGGGCGCGGCGGGCCUCAACACGGUGACCAACUACGAAAACACGUCUGUGGGCGCAGAAGACCUGUGCAGCCGAUACGUGUCGCAGCUCGGCUUCAAGAACCAGCAGAAGAUAUCCAAGAUAUCUCGGGACCUGGCGGAAAAGGCGAACGACAUAUCGGCGCUCGCCGGUCGCUCACCGCUGUCGGUUGCUGCGGCGUGCAUCUACAUGGCUUGCCAUCUUGUUGGCGAGCCGCGGUCGUCGCUUCCUAUUGCGAAGCAGGCCGGCGUCAGCGACGGCACAGUCAAGACGGCUUACAAGCACCUCUUUGCUGCCCGCGAACAGCUGAUCAAGAAGGAAUGGCUGGAAGAUGGAGCUAGCAUGGAUAACAUUCCACACUUGCAGGCGUGA